AUGGGCCCAACAACCGCAGACACACCUCCCAGAGGCGAGCUGGACCGGCUCGACUCGAUCGAGAAGAAGGAGUCGAUCUCGCACAACGAGUACGCCUCCUCCGACCCCUCGGGCCUCGAGGGACAGGACGGCAAGGUCGACAUUGACCAUGGAAUCGACCCUGUCCUCCUCAAGCGCAUCAUUCGCAAGGUCGACUGGCGCCUCGUCCCCACCCUCGCGGCCAUGUACUGCGUGUCCCUCAUCGACCGCACGAACCUGUCCUACGCCCGCCAGGCCAACAACAUGUGGAUGGACACCGAGCUCGGCACCAAGUACGGCAACCGCUACUCCAUCAUUACCGCUGUGUUCUUCAUCCCUUACAUCAUCCUGGAGAUCCCGUCUCAAUUCGGCCUCCGUCGCUUCGGCGCCCGUAUCUGGCUCGGCGGUGCCGUCGUCAUCUGGGGCAUCAUCGAGCUGUGCAUGGGCUUCGUAACCACGUGGUCGCAGCUCGCCGGUCUCCGCGCCGCCCUCGGAGCCUUCGAGGCCGCCCUCUUCCCCGGUGCGACCUACCUCCUGGCCUGCUGGUACCCCCGCCGACAGAUGGCCUCGCGCACAGCCUUCUUCUACAUCUCCUCCGCCUUUGUGGCGUCCUGUACCACGCCCCUCGGCUACGCCUACGGCCUCCUCCACCGCAAGGGCAAUCUCUCGGGCUGGGCUUGGAUGUUCGUCUUCUCUGGCAUCUUGACCAUUAUCGUAGGCCUUAUCGGCUUCAUUUUCUUAACGGAUGUGCCGAAUAAGGCCAAGUUCCUCACCGAGGAGGAACGGGCGAUCGUCAACCUCCGAAUCGAGCGCGAUCGAGCCGACUCAGUCGACGACCCCAUUACCUGGGCCAAAAGCAGGCAAGCAUACUUCCUCCCGGUCAUCCUCAAGUCAAUGGGCUUCGAUUACGUGGGUCAAAUGCUCCUCGGAACCCCUACAUAUGCUUGGGCCAUCAUCCCGUCGAUUGUAUGCGCCCGUAUCGCCGAUAAUUACCGGGGAAUGCGUGCCCCAAUGGUCAUGUUCAACACCGCGUGUGCCAUUGCCGGCACUGCCAUGUUCUCCAAGCUCUCCAUGGAUCAGAAGGCCGCACGCUACGCAGGCGUGUUCCUGGCCGUGGGUGGGGCCAACGCAAACGUCGGUCUCAUCAUCUCCUGGUCUCAGACGAGCUUGAGGCAGCAGAGCAAGCGUGCCGUGUCCUCGGCGCUGAUCAUCCUCUGGGGCGGCAUUGGCGGCAUCCUCGCAGCCGUCACCAUGCUCCAGAAGGAGGCGGCUAUUGGAUACCCGACCGGCAUCAACUUCUGUCUCGGCAUGAACGCCUGCGUGUUCGUCGGAGCCGGCUUGCUCAGCCUGUACUACCGCAUCCGCAACCGGCAGGCGGACCAGGGCAAGGUCGUCCUUGAGAACGACGAGAACUUCCGUUACCAGCCUUAG
Trichosporon asahii var. asahii CBS 2479 is the source of this 1449-nucleotide messenger RNA. RefSeq lists its product as uncharacterized. Gene Ontology annotation, molecular function: transmembrane transporter activity. Gene Ontology annotation, cellular component: membrane. Gene Ontology annotation, biological process: transmembrane transport. The transcript is spliced from 4 exons. Bases 1 to 1449 code for a protein of 482 amino acids. Lineage: Eukaryota; Fungi; Basidiomycota; Tremellomycetes; Trichosporonales; Trichosporonaceae. The record is from RefSeq and is a predicted model, not a curated record.